This is a messenger RNA of Oikopleura dioica, 2274 nucleotides long. The record is from the annotation of a GenBank genome assembly. NCBI's taxonomy places the organism in Eukaryota, Metazoa, Chordata, Appendicularia, Copelata, Oikopleuridae.
AUGAAAGCUCUUCUGCUGAGUAUUUUCUGCCUCGGCUCGGCGCAGAUCGAAGGAGACGUCUCCUGGCCUUCCAAUCUACUUUCCAACGACGCCAGUGUCAAAAUCAGCAUCGCCAACGCUCAACUCAAACGUCCCGAACUGCGACUCUUUCUUGACAACUCGCCCGUCAAAUCGCACAAGUUCGUGCAGACCAAUUCCGAGCACAGCGUCACCAUGAACUUUGGCUGCGAGAACUUCAUUCAGCCAGGCGAAUACAGUGUGCGUCUGUACGACUACAGCGGCGGCCCAGUAAUGUACGAAGAAAAGAAAGUGAUCUCCUCCUACCCUUCGUACGCGAUCAACUUCACUCAGUCGGAAGUGCCCGCUUUGACUGGCGACGUAAUGGCCUUCGGAUCCUACAGACUGCGCGAGCUCUGUUCCAACAAGAAGUUCACCCUCUCCGUCGCUCUGGAACGAUCAUCAGAAAGCGUGGAGAGCUGGAGCGAAGUGGCAAAUGCCCGGGAAAUCUAUGCCUUUCCAACCGAGACGAUCACCGUUUCCUGUGGCAAAAUGGACGUUCCUGGACGUUAUCGCAUCCGGACGGACAUUUUGGACGAGCGUGACCGCGCGCUCGGCAACGUCGUCUACUCAGAUGUCUUGACGGUCAACGAGAACGACAUCUACGAGCUGGAAAUUCCCGCCGUCGAGCGCGAUACCGGAAUCUUGAGCAAAUGCGAUCGGGGCGACGAGUUUGCAGUCAACUACAGAUCGCCGCCCUGUGCCAACAACCAUCGGAUAAGGUUCGUCCCAAAACACUCGAGCGGCAAGCAGCUUCAGAGUCCAAAGAUGCUCUCAAUCCGCGCGGAUGAAAUCUCGACUUCGAUUCCUUGCUCCUGGAUCCGCUCUGCUUCCGUCCACGGCGCCUGCUUGGAAUAUCUCGACCACUUGGACCAGGUCCGCGCUUCUCGCUGCUUUUCCCUACCUCAGCGGCCGGUCCCGAGCAUCAACGGCGACUGGGCGAAGUGGUCGCCGCCCAAGCAGUGUUACUCGCCGUGCUCGAUCACCGAUCCAAACGACUUCAUCAUGCAGCAGUCGAGUACCGAGUGGUCCUUCUCUACCCGCUCCUGCUCCAAUCCUACUCCUCUGGGUCUAGGAGCGCAGUGCUCUUCUGACUCCCAGACCGGCACGGGGCUAAUUGACUUUGCCGUCAAAGACCGACAACUGUGUCCGAGCCCGUGGGACAUGUCUCGAAAGCAAGAAGAAGAAAACUGCGAAUGCGGCUGUUCCAAAAUCGGCCCAGAAGGCGGCUUCGUCUACUCGCCCGCGCCCUGGCGUUGCCAAGAAAAGCCAGAAAACAAGCUUCAAUGGGACUUUCAAUGCGCCGACUGCGAGUCCCUCGUCAUGGAAGUCGUCCACCUCGACGACGAAGUCCAGGAAGAGUUGUUUUUCGUAAACCACGAAAGUUCCGACGACUUGAAAAUCAACGGCCUCGGUCGCUUCGCCCACCACCAAGCGAGGAACGCGAGCAUUGUCUACAACAGAAACCCAGCUCUGGUCAGUUGCGGCUUCGCCAUUCGAAUUUCCUUCGUCCAGAAAGUCGAGAACUCGAAUCUCCAAACUCCGCCGCGAAUCAGCAUGCCCCGCCAAUUCAGCGAAAACGAAGAGGAAGGGCCCGACUUUGCGCUUUGGGGAAUAUUAGUCUGUGUUGGCUUUUUACUGAUUCUGGUGACGGCUUGUGUCUUUAACUUCCGCUCCGAUAGCGAGGAAGUAACAGCCGCCGUCGUCGCGGACAAACACGCGCUGGAACGAGAAUUUCAACUCUACUCCGAGCUCGACCGAAACUUCCACCAGAGUCCGCAGAAAAUCAAGCCAAACGCAGCCGCCUUCGAAAUCGCUCAACAACAACUGAGACUGAUGAAAUCCGAGGGAAAACACGAAGCGAUGGCAGAGUACCCACGAGAAAUCUUUGAAUCCGAAAAAGUGGCGAGAGAGCAAAUUCCACUGCUGUUCGGCCAUUCCGAUUUGAAGACGACGUCUGCCAGCUCGCUCGGCUCCGAUAAAGUAGAAGCCGCACCUGCCAAUUCGAACAGGACUGAAGUCACCCACUCCACCAAUGUUUCUGAUCACUCUCAGAACUCCAUUCCGCUGCGCCACACGUCCACAAGAAGGGCCAGCCGUCCCUUCUCCGGCGCAACCGGUUUUCAAGCCGACCUGAGUUCCGCGGCAGCCUCGCCCGUCCGCGCGCCCCUCAAUUCCCGAGUUCAUUCCGAAGACAACAACGCUGUAUAUUUUUAA